Messenger RNA from Cricetulus griseus (Chinese hamster), 303 nucleotides. NCBI's taxonomy places the organism in Eukaryota, Metazoa, Chordata, Mammalia, Rodentia, Cricetidae. The record is from RefSeq and is a predicted model, not a curated record.
AUGCUUCUGUUAAUUGGGAAAACAAUCAUCUUUGAUAACUUUCCUGAUCCUUCUGAUACAUGGGAAAUCACUGAAACCAUCGGCAAAGGAACAUACGGGAAGGUUUUUAAAGUCCUGAAUAAGAAAAAUGGCCAGAAAGCAGCUGUUAAAAUUCUGGAUCCAAUCCACGAUAUUGAUGAAGAGAUUGAAGCGGAGUAUAACAUCUUAAGAACACUUUCUGACCACCCGAAUGUGGUCAGAUUCUAUGGGAUUUACUUUAAGAAGGACAAAAUAAAUGGAGAUAAGUUAUGGCUGGUCCUUGAG